UGGCUAUAGGCGCCCUAGGUUUAAAUAAUGAUAUCGCACUCCCACCUUGUUACCAGACCUUUUCGCUGGCCGUGUCUACUAUUACUUGAUGCGAGCAUAUGCCCUUGUCUAAAGUUGGAACCUUCACAAGCUCUACUCUUUUUCUUAAUCUCUAACUUUAGGAUGGUAUACUAAACCUACAUAUGCCUCAGGGGAAGUAGUUCCUCUGUAGCUCGAAGAUAGGGGCUUCCCACAACAUGUUACUAUACCUUCUGCGAUGGACACUUAUUGCAGCUUCCUUCAUUUUGUCAUGUCUCGCAGAAGACGUGCGCCGUACAACCGCUGUGUCGCUGCUCGAUCUAAUGCCAAAAUGCGCCGCAACCUGCAUCGAAAACUUCAUAAUCUCCGAAUAUCCAAAGAGUUCCUGCUCUAAGGGGUGUGAUCUCACUUAUUUGUGCACGACGAAUACAACGAGCGGGUACACUCUUGGGGAAGGGGCAUUGCGGUGUAGUCUCUCCACGUGCAGUAUGGAGGUGGCAUUGAGUUUCGAUACCUACGGAAUCUGUGAUUCUGUAGCUAGCGCUCUGCCACGCACCCAUGCUACAAUCGUUGCCACCACCAUGUCUCUAGUUAACCCUACUGCUACCACAGCUGCUUCUGCGGCGAUAACGACGACUAAGGCACUAACUACAGACUCUGUUCCAAUCACAGAUCCCAAACCUACGAGUACGCGAACCAAACACACAACCACCACCUCUGUCACAGCAUUCCAGACUCCAGUAUCUGCCACGGAUAGCAACCAGGUCCCUUCCAACACAGACUCCGAGGAGCCAACAGUUUCUGGUACAUCUUCAAUUUCUUCUCCUAGUGCAACCUUGAGCGAAUCUCCAGGUUCCUCACCUUCCAACGGCACCAGCCUUGACCCCGGUGCUGUUAUCGGGGUUUCUGUUGCUUCUGGAGUCUCUGGAUUCUUCAUUAUUGGAGUCGUCAUAUUCUUCUGCUGUAGAAAGAUUAGACGUAAGAAUCAGCAUGAGCGAGAUCGAAAUUUUUUUGAAAUUGGAGGCAUUAUGUCAGAGCCUCCGGAUUUCGAUUUUCCACCAAAACGUCCGCCACUAGGACUCCAGCCCUCACCUCGCAUACUGAACCCAGAUUCCGAGAGUGCGAGGCCUGCGCCUCUGUCUGAAACCGAAAAUCACAAUUAUCAAAACCCAGCCGUCGUUGUUACCGAACCGGAUAAUGAGUACGGCUACAGCCGCAUGACUACGGAUAGCACAGAUCGUAUGGGGUUGAAAUCGUCCUCCCAUGCUGAUUUUGAUGUCGCGUCUAGUGAGUCAUCUCGAACAGUUUCCGACUUGCUUCCCGACAAGCCUACUUAUGAACUAUGUCCGCGGCCUUUGCGAUGGAGUCAACAGAAGAAGCUGGGACCCUCUAGUGGUGAAACUUUGUUAGAGGAUGGUUUCAUGGGACCAAGAUACUUUCCUAGUUCAUCACCCCAGCAAUCGAGUUUCUCGGGAUUGGCAGGCCAAUCAUAUGGAAACAGUGGGUUCAGUCGACAUCUGGUUGCAGGACUUCCAGCGCAUCCACGUGCGAUGUUGUAUGGAUUUGGGAGAGGCCGGGUUGGUGAUACGCGAGCGAUGAAUGGGCAAGAUUACGGAAAGAAGCCCAUCUUCACGAAUGCGAAAGAGAAGGUUCAGCCCUCUCCACAAGCCAAUGUUUAUGAAACUCCUCUACACCAACCCCCCCAGGCCCAUCCUUUUAACCAGAGUAAUGAUUUCGAUAGUUAUUGGCGGCCCCCUGACGCUGGGCUUGGAGGGUUUGGAGCGGGACCGUCUCGUGUUACGGCACGUCGUUCUUUCCCUGGUCCUAAGGUGAAAAGAAAGUCAUUUGGGGGCUCUCUUGGACCCGACUUUGAGACGGUCGACAUCAACGAUAAUACCGAAUCCCGUCGAGCGUCCCAUCACUCUGGGAAUUUUCGAGCACUCACCCCUGUGAGAGAGAUCAAGACACCGACCAGUGAACCACGGACAUAUUUGAGCAAGAACAUAUCCGGGGACCUUGAACAUGCAAUAUCUCCACCAGAACCACCCUCUGGAUUGUUCAAUCCAACUAAGGAGAUAAUUUCAAGGCCCAGGAUUGUUCGACGAGAUGAUAUUAAACGUGUGCAAAUACGCCGAGGCAAACCCUCCGCCAAAGGGUUUGGCGUCCCCUUUUGCCCCGACAACUACUGGGAGGGGAAGGAUACAUUCCGGCCAGAAUUUCCGGGGAGUUCAAGUACGCACCCCAAAAAAAAAACAGUAAUGGGUAUGCCCAAGAAAAAACCGUUGCCAUUGGAGCAGCGUAACCUAUCCCCCUCCCGGAGAGGCUCUGACUUGAUACUCCAAGUGGACUGAAAAUAAUAAUGGAACUCUCGAAUAGCAUGUGUUGGGUGUGAAGCAUCGCAUAUUACUUUCUUUCUCUACCAUGUAUUAUCUACCCCAUGAUCUAUGGAUAUAUACUUUUCUUGCACAUUAGCGC
Messenger RNA from Aspergillus ochraceoroseus IBT 24754, 2493 nucleotides. RefSeq lists its product as uncharacterized. The record is from RefSeq and is a predicted model, not a curated record. Lineage: Eukaryota; Fungi; Ascomycota; Eurotiomycetes; Eurotiales; Aspergillaceae. The transcript is spliced from 2 exons. The coding region runs from base 237 to 2369 and encodes 710 amino acids.